UUGGGUGUUGAUUCAUACACAAUACUACACCAUUACAGACUUCUUACAACAUAUCGAUGGAGGAGAAUAUGUAAAUAUUUGCAUCACGUUUCAAGGUACAAUUCACCUGGAUUGGUCAUUAUUUCUCAACAUAAUAGCUUUUAUAUAAAUGGAUAUAUAUUGACUUUUUACAGACGAUUGUAUAGCAUUCAUUUACAUUUCAUGGUGAACUCAAGUCUAUAUAUAUAUUACAUUGUUUUGGACUUAUUUUCCAAUAUCAACUAUUUAUUGAAGUCUUUGACAUUUACGUGGAAGAUCAGAAACUAUAACUCUUCGUUUCAUACAAUUUUCUUGUCUGCUACAUGUGUAUUUCAACGUAAUUAAGAUAUAUAGAGGAUAAAAGUUUUAUUUUAGCAGUGAUUGGAAGCAGAAAACGUACAUGCAUUUAAGAUCUGUAUUCCUUGUAUACACAGCAGUAGAAACCUUAUAUUCAGUCUGAUAAACAAGUCUGUCUGAUUCAAAAAAAAUAUUUAUCAAAAUUGAAUGUUUUUCAAAUCUUCACUUUGAUGCGAUUGAAUGUGUGAUGGUAUAAGAUUUCUCUCUCAAAAGUGAAUUGUUAGUAAAUGGAUUAUUUAUAGUGCUCUGAAGUACUCCGACUUAAUAAACUAUAAAUGAUGUCGUCAAAUGGAGGAUUUUUAAACUUUAAAUAUCCAUUGGUACCUCAUGACUCCACAACGGAAAUCAACAAUCAUUUUGCACACAUUAGCAGAAAACCAGAUAUUAACCAGUCUCCACUAGGGUCUCCUAUAUUGGAGCGUAGACAUCCAUCUGCCAAUAUGUACAGUAAUGAUCAAAUCCAGCAACAGAUAGCAUCACUAAAACAACAACAAGAAUUUCAGCAACGACUUCUGGUGGAACAAUUCAGACAACAGCAGCAACAGAUGGCACAAGAACACGAGAAACAGUUGCAAGAACAUAUCAAAGUGCAACAGGUACAGGAACACAUUAAAAUGCAACAGCAUUUAGUGAUGUUACAAAAACAGCAAGAGUUUCUUCAAGAACAACAAAAACUUCAAGAAAGACAUCGACUAGAAAAGGAACGCAUGGAGAAAGAACGUUUAGAACAACUAAAAAAUAAGACAAAGAAUGAAGAAAGUGCUGUGGCCUCCUCUGAAGUCAAACUACGGUUGCAAGAAUUUGUUUUAACAAAGAAACAUAGAGAAGCUGCAGCCAGAAAUUCUCCUCCAUUCCAUAAUUGGGUUGAACAGAAUUCGCCACCACAGUCCGGUUUAUCUCCCCCUUUUGGUCCACAUCUUCUUGGGAAAUAUGACAGAGAUGAUUUCCCAUUACGUAAAACAGCCUCUGAACCAAACCUUAAGGUGCGGUCGGCCUUGAAGCAGAAAUUGGAGAGUCAAAGGAGAAUAACACACAGUCCAAUUCUCCGACGCAAAGAUAAAGCGAACUUCCUCAAACGCAAACCACUUUCGAUUGAUUGCAGUAGUAAUUCUGACUCUGGACCAAAUUCUCCCCCAGCAGGACCCCAUGCUCUCCCCAAUGGUAGCCUCGCAUCACUUCAUUCAAAAGAGGACUCUCAUAGUUACCAGAUGGCAUCAUUAUAUAGAUCUGUUGGUUACCAUGGUAAUGAUCUCCACCUGUCACCAUCCUUGCCAAACAUUUCAUUAGGUCGUCCACCAUCAUCAUCAGGUACAAAUAACUCAUCACCACCACAUUCAGAAAGUGAACUACGGGCAUUAGAAGCAGGCAGGAUGAACAUGCCCCACCCCCACCAAUCAGGCGUACCAUACUACCCUUCUGUACCAGGUAUGGAAGGUGAAUUACCACCACAUCAUCCAGCAUACAUAUCUACACAAAUGAAAUUAAUGGAAGAAUCCAGGAGUCAAGGAAAAUUGAUGUCACACGUUAGUCCCUACAACAACAUGCCCCCAGCAAACACAGCAAGUCCAUCAACAGCAGAAACCCACCCAUCAAGAAUUAGACAUAAACCAUUAGGCAGAACUCAGUCUGCACCCCUGCCAUUGGGACACCCAUUUUUACAACAACAAAACUUGCUGUUACAACAGCAGCACUCACAACAAGUUAAACAACAAAUACGACAAGCUGUCUUACAUCGUGCUGGAAUGGAGAAUGUGGAUGAAGAAACGGAAGCCAAGUUACAACAGGAAAUGAGAGAAUCCAGAGAGCAAGAUGCAGAUGAUGUAAUUGUAGUAAAGGAAAGUCACAUGGAAGAAUCGUCAAGUGAGACGUUAAAACCACAGCAAACAUUCCCAAACCAUCCAAGGGAGGCUGUCAAACACCGUCGUCAUCAUCACCAUCGACCAUUAGCUAGGACACAGUCCAGUCCGCUGGUUACUUUCUCUAAUCUACCACAACAGACACAAGAAUCUGACCCAACCACAAUUAGAUAUAGAUAUACUACAGGUUUAGCAUAUGAUUCUAUCAUGCAGAAACAUCAAUGUACAUGUAAUAACAAUUCAAAUCAUCCAGAGAAUGAAGGCCGUCUACACAGUAUAUGGUCUAGAUUACACGAAACAGGACUGACAUCUAGAUGUGAGAGAAUAAAAAGUAGAAAAGCCAGCAUGGAAGAAUUACAAAGUUGCCAUUCAGAAGCCCAUACAUUAUUAUAUGGGACAAAUCCCCUUAACCGGCAGCGUCUAGAUCCAAGCUUAUUUGAAAACAUGCGUUUCUUUUUGUUACCUUGUGGAGGAAUUGGUGUGGAUUCCGAUACAGUGUGGAAUGAAAUGCAUACCUACAUAGCUGCCAGAACAGCUGUUGGCUGUGUUGUAGACUUGUCAUUAAAAGUGGCAGCACAGGAACUGAAGAAUGGUUUUGCUGUUGUGCGGCCACCGGGUCAUCAUGCAGAAUCACACCAACCAAUGGGAUUCUGUUAUUUCAACUCAGUUGCCAUAGCAGCUAAACAGUUGAGAGAAAAGAUGAAGUUAGAAAGGAUAUUGAUUGUUGAUUGGGAUGUACAUCAUGGUAAUUCAACGCAGCAGAUAUUUUAUGAUGACCCAAGUGUACUGUACAUAUCUAUACAUCGUCAUGACAGUGGUAACUUUUUCCCAGGAACUGGAUCAAUUGAAGAAUGUGGACAAAAUAAAGGUCAAGGUUACAAUGUGAACAUUGCAUUUGGAGGGUUGUUAACACCCCCAAUGGGUGAUGCUGAAUACUUGGCAGCAUUUAGAACCAUUAUAAUGCCCAUUGCCAGAGAAUUUCGUCCAGAAGCUGUAUUAGUUUCAUCUGGAUUUGAUGCAGCAAUGGGCCAUCCUGCUCCUCUUGGUGGAUACCAGGUCUCACCUGCCUGUUAUGGUCACAUGACAAGAGAACUAAUGUCAUUGGCUGAUGGUAAGAUUGUAUUAGCAUUGGAAGGAGGAUAUGAGUUGACUGCCAUUAGUGAUGCAGCUGAAAUGUGUGUCAAGGCAUUAUCUGGAGAUGAGUUACCUUCAGUUCAGGAGGGAGAACUGCAGAGACCAUCAUGUGCCCCAGCCUUAGAAACUUUUGAAGAAGUCUUGAAAACUCAGGCUAAAUAUUGGCCUGUAGUACAAAAGUACCUGGGAACAAUACAGUAUUCAUUGAUGGAGGCUCAGAAAAGAGAAAUGGAGGAGGCCGAUACUGUGUCUGCGUUAGCGUCAUUGUCUAUGGUAGCAGGAAAGAGAAGUAGUUCUUUUGAACAAUCAGAGCCAAUGGAAGAAGGCGAGUCAUAAGAUGACAUGGAAUACUUCAGAAGUUAAGAGAGUAUGGCAAUGGGUUGUGCCACUUAAGAAAAAGAUAUGUUGGUGCAAUGAGAAACUGUCUGUGCAUUAGUGAUAGGUUAACAGAUUGGGGACUGUAUUUACUAGAUUGUGUAAUGAUGGAGAUGUGUUAUGUUCCUUUUAAUACUUGUUCAAUUACAUGCCUUUUGAGUGAGAGGACCACUUCAAAAUAAACCAGUGAUUAAAACUUGUGUCUCUUUUGUAAAUUUUGAUAUUAAACUUAGUGUAUGACUUUAGAUGUCCAAUGGAGUUUGUAUAUAAUAUUGAGAUGUAGAUCCCAAGUGUACAGCCUUAGUGCAAUAUGUAACUGUGAUAGCUUUCAGUGUGUGUAGGAACCGUUCAUAGAGUUGCUCCCCUUGAUAGUUUGCAAACCUACUUCCUUUACUGGAAAGAAAAUGUUUUCCUUUCACUUGUCACUAAAUUGAUUUUUGUUGUAUAAAUUAUACAUACAAUUUGAAUUUAUAAUUGGAAUUGGGUCACAAUAAUUGUUAUAUAAAGCAAUCCGUAUGUUUGUUAGGGGUAAGUUGUUGUUUGUUUGUCUGACUGCUUAUGGUCAUAUUGUUUUUAAGUCUGCUGGACAGAAGAACACUGAAGAACAAAGGAUUACAUUUCAAGGGUUUCCAUGCCAAAUUUGUUGAUGGUUUUUAUGUUUGUUAUAUAAUUGAGAAGAAUAUAUUAUGUGUUGUUUUCUUCAUGGAAAUUUUAAAAAUUGUUCAUGUAUAAAGUUGUAAAAUUCUAUAUUUAUCAUUUAUUGUUCUGUAAUAUAUUAUGUAUACAUAUUUUUUAAAGAAUGUUUGAUCCUUGUGAAUAACAAAUAUGUUCCUGUUUUAAUUAAACCAUUGUUACAAGUAAAAAAAAAAUUUGUAACAAUAAGAUUUGAAAUUAUGUGAAUUUGUUAAUUGGACGUUGAAAAUUAAUAAUGUUCAUGAUUUGAUAAUUGAUGUUUUCUUUUUAUAUUAUAUAUAUAUAUAUGAGAACACAUAUCUUUUUAUUGAUAAAACUGGUUAAUUUUAAAUUGAAUUUAAUAACCCUGAAGUAGAAACUACAAAAAACUAUACAAUAGGAGAUUAUGUACUAAGUGUAAAUUUUGGAAUGUAUCUUUUGUAUUUAGAUCUAGGAACUUAAUUGUCAUUGAUUUUAUAGAAACUUUUAUUCAUAAUUUUUGCAAGUGAGGAAUCAAGUUUUUAAAUUUGUAGUGAAAGUGUACACAAAGUGUAAAAGUUAGGAAAUUUGUAGAUUUUACUGGUAAUGUCAAAAUGAAAAGGUUUUUUUAAUGGUAUAAUUAAAUCAGGAAUGAUUUGUAUGAGAAAGGAGGAGGAGAUACUGAUGAUUGACAGGUAGAUAGGAGGAGUCAAGGGUAUAAUUACUUCUACCCUGAUGAUAAUUUUUUGUUAAUUUUUAAACAGAACCCUGACCAAAUUCAUUAUUAUUGUUGAGAACCUUUGUGGCCAUAAUAUAAAUGUCAGUGUGCAAAAUCAGCUUUUGUGAAUAAGUUGUUUUAAUGCAUAGUGAAUCUGCAUUGCUUUUAGUUGUAAAUGUCUAAAUCAAUAUUUGAUUCCAUUUCAGUCAUAAUAAAUGUAAAAAUUGUCUACAGAAAUUACUGUAUCACUUAGAACUUGUAAGUUUUUUUAAAAACAGAGAUCCACCUGAAAUAAUUUCUACUGAUAGUAGGUUGUACAAUGUUAACAUUGAGAUUUAGAUGGAAAGCAGCAGGCAUAUGUAUAUCAGUGUAUGUCAGUAGAAAUGUCUGUUCGUCUGUUCCUCCGUCUUGGUAAGAUUUACAGUUCAAUUCUCAGAAUCCUGUUGCACAUGUUAUAUAUCAAUGACAUUUUGUUGUUAUUCUCUUCUUUACUUUGGUUUAAGUUCUAUAUUGAGGUUAAUUUUCCAGAAAUUGAUGGUUAUAUAUUUAUGACCUUCAUCACAACUUUUAUUUGGAUUCUACCAUUGCUCCAGUUGUUUUAUAACAUUUCUGUCAUUGCAACCAAUGUAACAAAAUGAUCUAAUAUUCAGUGAUCUUAUUGUACAAAGCUGUUCAACUAUCCCUUUCUUCUAGAUUGAUUUUAAAGUCAGGGUAUUCAAAUCUUACACAUUAUGUUAUAAGUGUUCAAGGAAUGAACUUCACAUAGGUACAGAUCCUGCAUUAAAAAUGCCAAUAACACAUCAUUAAUCUUCUUUUAUACUCAUCAUACAUUGCUACUGUACUUUGAAAUUAACAUCGUGUAUUUUCUAAGCCUCCACACUUUUUCUUGACAACAUAUUAAUGGUAUUGUGUUUUUGUGGAUAUUUUUACAUUAUAAUGUCAUUUAACUGUCAUAUGUAAAACUGAUGUAUCCUUGCCCUCACUAAAAGUGAAUCUGCUUUUUUGCUUUGUACAUAAAGCAUUUGGCACAAAUUAUCUAGUCGCACAAAAGACAUAUAUUCUCAUGAAUGUAUUUCAUUAUUACAUUUAAUACUCCAAAUUGACUCAACAUGAUCUGAUAAACAGUAAUUCUUUGGAUGUCCAAUAGCAACAAUUGGCAGAUAUCUAGAUUUCUAGAUCUAAAAAAAAAAACAAAACAUGUAAAAUCUUUUUUAUUAAGGACAGCUAAAUUUUUUCUUUAUAAAUUAAUGGAUCUUUUUUCAUAAUUAUAAAUUUUUUGUAACAGUGAAAUAUAUAUUGUUUCCAGAAUGUAUAUACUGUCAGGUAUACAGUGCCACAAAAACAUGUAUUCAUCCAGAAGAAGGUAUUUUAAUAUAUUUCUUGUUUUUUUUAAUUUUAAUAAGCAAAUUUAAACAGCUAAUUUGAAUUUAGUUGUUAAAUUGUUGAUUAAUAUUGUGAACCUUACCUUAUAAUAACUAAUGUUAAACAAAAAGAUAAUUAAAGCAGUGAAAGAUUUGUAUUUGGUUGUUUGUAAUUGAAAAUUGUGUUCCUAUUAAUAAUUUUCCUUGUAAGUUCAUAGAAAUCAUCAACAUUUAGUUGUCAAAAUCUAAAGUGAUCAGAAAACCAUAUCAUUCAUGUCAAAAUUCAGUUUUUUUGCAGCAUAAAAUAUCUCACAGUUUAUAAUCACAAACCAUUUGGCAUUCAUUUCAUGUUACCAAAGCAUUGAUUGGUCAUGUGAUCGGUCAUGUGAUGCUGAUGGACAAAGUUGUAUUUUUCAUUAUUUGCUUGUAAAGCAGGUUAACCAUAUAUAAUUUUGUGUUGUUGGUAAAGUAGUGCUACUAUUAAAUAUUAUAUAUCUUUUUAUUUGUUUUAGUAGACUAUACGAUCUUCUUUCUUGUAAAAAAAAAUCUUUGUCAAAUUUGUGAAGUAAAUUUUGUUGACUACUGUA
Mytilus trossulus (common blue mussel) is the source of this 7057-nucleotide messenger RNA. RefSeq names its product histone deacetylase 4-like. Gene Ontology annotation, biological process: negative regulation of transcription by RNA polymerase II. Gene Ontology annotation, molecular function: histone deacetylase activity; transcription factor binding. Gene Ontology annotation, cellular component: histone deacetylase complex. The transcript is spliced from 25 exons. Lineage: Eukaryota; Metazoa; Mollusca; Bivalvia; Mytilida; Mytilidae. The coding region runs from base 651 to 3701 and encodes 1016 amino acids. The record is from RefSeq and is a predicted model, not a curated record.